AUGGAGCAGUUCAGGCAGAUUGGAAAGUUGAUUGGAAGUUUAAAUGCCAUAAUGGUAUUCCAAGAUGAUAUACAGAUUAAUCAGAGGCAGUGUCGUCUAUUGGUUGAUAUGUUUGCUUCAGCAUAUAAAACAGUUGCAGAGCAAAUCAAACAGAAUUUGCGAUUUGAAGAAAAGAACACAAAAUGGAAAAUUAUUGAGCAUCCAUUAAAGGAGCUUCUGAGAAUAUUCAAAGAAGGAGAGAUGUACAUUAGGCAGUGUUUGGAAACAAAGAAUUGGUGGGGAAAAGCAAUUUCCCUCCACCGGAAUAAGGACUGCAUUGAGUUUCAUAUACAUAACUUGUUGUCCUGUUUUCCUGUUGUCGUUGAAGCAAUUGAAAUGGCGGGGGAGAUAUCAGGGGUGGAUCAAGAUGAAAUGCAGAAGAAGAAGGUUAUGUAUUCAUUGAAAUACCAGAAAGACUGGAACGAUCCAAGACUUUUUCAGUGGAAAUUUGGAAAACAGUAUUUGGUUUCUCAAGAUUUUUGUAAUCGGUUAGAUUCAGCUUGGGACGAAGAUGGAUGGUUUCUACUCAAGAAAAUUCAAGAAAAGAAGAAGUUGGGUGGAUUAAGUUCGAAGAAUGAUCAGAAACUUGCUGAUAUUUUUUUGAAGAAUUUAUAUGGUUCAGAGACGAUGGAUGAUAUACUUUUACCUUUUGAAACUUUGGUAAGUUCAAAGGAUUAUCAAGUGAGACGACGUUUGGGAAAUGGGAGCCAGUAUAAGGAGAUUCAGUGGUUAGGUGAAACCUUCGCUUUAAGACACUUUUUUGGGGACAUUAAGGUACUGAUACCCGAGAUUUCUAAGGAAUCAUGUCUGUGUCAUUCAAAUAUAAUGCAUGUCCUUUGUGGGUUUUCAGACGAGGAAAAGAAAGAAUGUUUCUUGGUAAUGGAACUCAUGGAGAGAGAUCUAUCCAGUUACAUUAAGGAACUCUGCGGUCCAAGAAAGAGAAUUCCAUUUUCACUUCCAGUUGCUGUUGAUCUUAUGCUGCAGAUAGCAAGAGGAAUGGAAUAUCUCCACUCAAAAAAAAUCUAUCACGGAAAUUUAAACCCUUCUAAUAUUCUUAUAAAAGCCAGGAAUGUUAGUAAAAACGGGGAUUUACAUGCUAAAGUAUCAGGUUUUGGUCUAUCAUCCUCUAUUAGUCUCACACAAAAAGCCCCCAAAAGUCCUAGUGGACAACUUUCUUUUAUUUGGUAUGCACCAGAAGUGCUAACAGAACAAGAAGAGUUGAGCAUUGAGGGAGGAAAUUUGAAGUAUAACGAUAAGUCAGAUGUUUACAGCUUUGGGAUGAUCUGCUUCGAGCUUUUAACGGGCAAGGUCCCAUUUGAAGAUAGCCAUCUUCAAGGCGAUAAAAUGAGCCGAAACAUUAGGGCAGGAGAGAGGCCACUUUUCCCAUUCCAUUCACCUAAAUAUGUAGCAAGCUUAACAAAGAAAUGUUGGCACUCGGAUCCCAAUCAAAGGCCGAGUUUCUCAUCUAUCUGUAGAAUUCUUCGAUACAUUAAGCGUUUCUUAGUUAUGAACCCUGAACACAGCCAGCCAAAUCCACCAAUGCCACCAGUAGAUUUCAGCGAUAUUGAGGCAGAGAUCAUAAGAAGCUUUCCUUACAUGGGAAAGUCCAAUCUGUUGCCUGUAUCACAAAUCCCAUUUCAGAUGUUUGCUUACAGAGUGACUGAGAAGGAAAAACCAAAUACAAAUCAGAGAGAUACCUCCGAAUCAGGAAGUGAUGGAGCUUCAGCCUGUGGGGAUGAUAAUGUAAUAGCAGAUGAUCCAUUAUCAUCACCAGCACGAUCACCAAGACCAACUGUAAAGAAAUGCUUAUCCUCUCCCGACAUGUCAAACAAGAAACUUUCAUUAUCAAAGAAAUCGCUAAGCGUCAAAGCCAAGAAACUGCCAGGUUAUCUAUUGACUUUGAAAUCUUUUACAUAGCAUCCGGUAAUUUUUGUUAGGAUAGAUACCUAGCAAUGAGAACUUAGCAAAGGGCAAAAUCACGUGAUUGAAAAUGCCAUUGCCUAGUGUUAGCUAGCAUUGAUUCAAGAUUCGCAAAUUCCAAAUGUUUGUCCUUUACAAGAAAAUAAAAUCCUGAGAAUAGGCAUAUAUAUUUCUGCAAAUUCAGAAGAAUUCUAGUCUGAAAACUGCAGGGCCUGAUAUACUUAAAAUUAUUAAAGUUAAAUGUAGUCUAGCAUGUUAACCAUGGUCAGGUUUAUGCUUAUCCGUUUUAAAUUUUAUUUGAAAGCACUAUUGAGACAAUGAAAAGAAAAACAUCCAAUGAACUAACAAUAUUAUCACGGCUGUUUUGCAGGGACACCAAAGGGAAGAUCGGUAAGGCCACCACAAAUAACACCUCGUGGACGCAGUAUGAGAAUGAAUUCCGAAAGUCAGCUGAUGUUAACAAGUCCAAAGCCAUGGAGAACAUCCGGUCAUGUCUCUGAUUCCGAGCUCUCCUAAGAAUCUGUAAUAAAAAUUUGAUACAGAACCAUGAACCAACUUCCACACAAUUCUUUUAGUUUCAUCAGAUAACUGCAAGCAUUUUCUUAUGUAGUAUCUGGUAUAGUAUAGGAUAAUUUACGUAACAGGACAAUGAUUCACAAUAGAAA
Molecule: messenger RNA, 2624 nt
Organism: Olea europaea var. sylvestris
Lineage: Eukaryota; Viridiplantae; Streptophyta; Magnoliopsida; Lamiales; Oleaceae
Product: mitogen-activated protein kinase kinase kinase 7-like
Exons: 1
Coding region: 1-1956 (651 amino acids)
Biological process (GO): protein phosphorylation; signal transduction
Cellular component (GO): cytoplasm
Molecular function (GO): protein kinase activity; ATP binding
Source: RefSeq, a predicted model, not a curated record